AUGUUGAAGGUCCAUCAAAAUGCCAUUUCCAAUGGAACCAAUGGAACUAAUACGACGAGGCCCAUGAAACGAAGUGAAUUCCCAAAUGAUUUUUACUUUGGAGCCGCAUCAUCUGCUUAUCAGUAUGAAGGUGCCGCAACUGAGGGUGGUAAAGGAGUAAGCAACUGGGACCACCACACUCAUAGAAAUCCAGAUAAGAUAAAGGACGGCAAGAAUGGAGAUGUGACCGUAGAUUUUUAUCAUCGAUACCCGGAAGAUGUGGCUGCGAUGGCGGAUUUGGGUUUCAAUGGUUUCAGAUUAUCGAUUGCAUGGACCAGAAUAAUACCAACUGGGAAGAAAAGUAAUGGAGUGAAUGAGGAAGGCAUCCAAUAUUACAAAGACCUCAUCAAAGAGCUUCAUGGACAAGGUAUUGAGCCUUUCGUGACUCUUUUUCACUGGGAUGUUCCUCAAGCCCUCGAAGAUGAGUAUGGUGGUUUCAUGAAUUCUAAAAUCAUUGACGAUUUCCGAGACUACGCAAACAUCUGCUUUGAUCAAUUUGGGUACGAUGUGAGGCAUUGGAUCACCUUGAACGAGCCAUUUGAAUUCACCACUUUUGGAUAUGUUGAUGGCACCUUUCCUGGCACUCUGGAGGAUCUUGGGACAAUACCAUAUACAGUGGGCCACAACAUGCUCUGUGCUCAUGCAGCCAUAGUGGAUCUCUACAGGAACAACUACCAGAAAUCCCAAGGGGGAAAGAUUGGAAUUACAUUGAGUAUUAAGUGGAUGGUUCCUUUAUCCAAUGAACAUACCGAUGUUGAAGCUGCUGCAAGAGCUAAUGAUUUCCAAUUUGGAUGGUUUAUGGAUCCUGUAACCUUUGGAGACUAUCCGAGCAGUAUGCAACAUCUUGUCAGGGACCGGCUGCCAAAGUUUUCUCCAAAGGAAUCUCUCAUAUUGAAAGGGUCAUACGACUUCCUUGGAGUGAACUAUUAUACUGCAAAAUAUGUUACUCAUGCCCCUUACUCUCCUUUGGAACUACUGAAAUUACAGACUGGUUCAGAAUGGGUCCAUGUCUAUGCGAGAGGGAUACAAGAUGUUCUACUUAGCAUAAAGGAGAAAUAUAAUGGCCCCGUUAUUUACAUUACUGAGAAUGGAAUUGCACAACACAGCUCAUUGACAAUGGAUGAAUCUCUCAAUGAUGUUCAGAGAGUACAAGCCCUCAACGACCAUCUAUUUUACAUUAAGUGUGCCAUGGAUGCUGGUGUAGAUGUGAAGGGAUACUUUGUGUGGUCUUUGUUGGAUAACUUUGAAUGGCGUUUGGGUUAUACAGAACGCUUCGGUAUUUACUACGUAAACUUCAACAAAGAACACCUGCAGAGAAAUCCAAAGAAUUCAGCCAAAUGGUUUAGGAAAUUCCUCUCUGAAUAA
Telopea speciosissima is the source of this 1404-nucleotide messenger RNA. RefSeq names its product beta-glucosidase 24-like. The record is from RefSeq and is a predicted model, not a curated record. The coding region runs from base 1 to 1404 and encodes 467 amino acids. The transcript is spliced from 12 exons. Gene Ontology annotation, molecular function: beta-glucosidase activity. Gene Ontology annotation, biological process: carbohydrate metabolic process. Lineage: Eukaryota; Viridiplantae; Streptophyta; Magnoliopsida; Proteales; Proteaceae.